GGAAACCACGCCUAUGCUAUCUUGACACUUCACACUGCUGGAAAACUGAUCGCUGUAUAUUACAGUGCACGUGCGCUUUCAAACAUCAUCAUGGAAGAGGCGCCUCCACCGUUUCGAUGCUUUCGUGAAUCACACUCAUCUGAGCUGUUCAAUGAUGACGACGUGCAAACGGUGACCUCGAAAGAGCAGAGAAAAGUUGAACGCAGUAUUCAAGAGGUAUACAGUGUUUACCAGCAAAUGCACACCUCACCACAGCCCGCUCUACUUCGAGAACAACACUAUCAUUAUUUGAAGAAAGGUUUAAGCCAUCUCUCUGACGCAUAUGAGUGUUUGGAUGCCAGCCGGCCUUGGCUCUGCUAUUGGAUCCUGCACAGUCUGGAGCUGCUAGAGGAGCCCGUGCCAGCAGCAGUUUGCUCUGACAUGUGCCAGUUCCUGGCCAGAUGUCAAAGCCCGACAGGUGGCUUCGGUGGAGGCCCAGGUCAGCAUGCUCACCUGGCGCCCACUUACGCAGCUGUCAACGCCCUUUGCAUCCUGGGCACAGAGGAGGCCUACAGCGUCAUAAACAGAGAGAAGCUCCUGGACUUCCUGUACUCCGUGAAGCAGCCAGAUGGUUCCUUUGUGAUGCAUGUGGGCGGGGAAGUGGAUGUCAGGAGUGCAUACUGUGCGGCUUCUGUGGCUUCACUUACAAAUAUUAUCACACCCACCCUGUUUGAUGGGACCCACAAUUGGAUUAUCAGCUGUCAGAACUGGGAGGGUGGUUUAGGUGGAGUACCAGGACUUGAGGCACAUGGUGGCUACACCUUCUGUGGCACUGCUACCCUGGUGAUCCUGGGCAAAGAACAUAUGCUGGAUCUCAAAGCCUUGUUACGCUGGGUAACCAGUAGACAAAUGCGGUUUGAAGGUGGAUUCCAGGGUCGAACUAACAAGUUGGUGGAUGGGUGUUACUCCUUCUGGCAAGCAGGGAUUUUACCAUUACUCCACAGGGCUCUUUUUAAAGAAGGAGAUUCAACGCUGAGUGUGAGUAGCUGGAUGUUUGAGAGAAAAGCCCUACAGGAAUACAUCCUUCUCUGCUGCCAGAAUCCUGGUGGAGGCCUUCUGGACAAACCGGGCAAGUCUAGAGAUUUCUACCACACGUGCUACUGUUUGAGUGGACUCUCAAUAGCACAGCAUUUUGGAAAUAUAGAUCUCCAUAACGAGCUGAUCCUCGGUCAAGAUGAGAACAGACUGGCACCAACUCAUCCAAUUUACAACAUCUGCCCGGAGAAGGUUGCCCAAGCAAUUGAACACUUUCACAGGCUUCCGGUUCCUGAUCAGACAGGAGCCACACCAAGUGCGAUGGACCAGUCAUAGACUUGAACUCAUUUUGGAAAUGAGCUAGAUUGAAUGCUGUAGCCAGCCAUAUGUCCUUUGUUGGUAUGUACUACAGAUGGGGAAUAUACUCGGAGGGCCUGAUCUGCUACAGCUUCAGCAUGGGAUUUUAUCAUUUCUGGCAAGGAAUUCAUUGGAGACUUGACAAGGUGUUUUUCAUAUACCAGCCAUUGAUUUAAAUUUUAUUGUAAACAACAAUGUAUUUUGGGAUUUGGUAAAUGUUUCCCAAAGUGCUUGUGCUGUAGGUUCUGGACCGAAAUAAAGAUUU
Messenger RNA from Xyrauchen texanus (razorback sucker), 1636 nucleotides. RefSeq names its product protein farnesyltransferase subunit beta-like. Gene Ontology annotation, molecular function: protein farnesyltransferase activity. Gene Ontology annotation, biological process: protein farnesylation. The transcript is spliced from 12 exons. Lineage: Eukaryota; Metazoa; Chordata; Actinopteri; Cypriniformes; Catostomidae. Gene Ontology annotation, cellular component: protein farnesyltransferase complex. Bases 91 to 1350 code for a protein of 419 amino acids. The record is from RefSeq and is a predicted model, not a curated record.